CGCAGAGCAGCAGGAACGGCACACUCCGCUGGGUGCGCUUCUCUCUGUCAGUCACGCACUCCGGAGUUCCGUCUAAGGCAAUGGAGACGUAGCCAGUCCCAAACAGAACCUGAAAGACUGGAACUCUCAAUACCGGAAAAAAAUAUUUAUAUGCCAACUAAAUAUAAUUAAUCAGUCAUCUUCUGUAGAAGCUGAUGCAAGAUGAGCAACCAGAAUGAAUGCCACUUUGACCAGCAUAUGGACUUUUUCUACGAAAACAGAAACCAGACAGGAGACUGGGAUUCUUCACAAAUUGUCUUUGUCCAGAUCGUUGGAUCAGUCUUUUGCUGUUUUAUCCUUCUGUCUAACGCCAUGGUCAUUGCUGCUGUGAUUACUAACAAGAGGUUUCAUUAUCCAUUUUACUACCUGCUUGCCAGCCUUGCUGCCUCAGACUUUCUUGCUGGUAUAGCUUAUGUCUACCUCAUGUUCAACACAGGUGGAGUCUCUAGAAAGCUCACUAUUCCCAUGUAUUUCGUUCGCCAAGCCUUGCUGGAUACGAGCCUCUCAGCUUCCCUAGCUAACCUACUGGUUAUUGCACUGGAGCGCUACAUAUCUGUCCUGAAUUGGAAGGUGCACAGUAACCUUACGAAGCGGCGAGUCACUCUACUUAUCGUGCUGGUCUGGGCGCUCUCUAUAUUUAUGGGUGCCGUGCCCAGCCUUGGCUGGAAUUGUAUCUGUAAUCUGGACACAUGCUCCACACUCGCCCCGAUAUACAGCAGGAGUUACCUGGUAUUCUGGUCUCUGUCUAAUCUGUUGCUGUUUCUAAUUAUGGUAGCAAUCUACCUGAGGAUAUACAUUUAUGUCAAGAGAAAAACGGCGGUUCUGUCCAAACACACAAAGGGGUCUCUAAACCGCAAGAGGACGCCUAUCAAGCUCAUAAAGACUGUAAUGCUGGUGCUAGGAGCGUUUGUGGUGUGCUGGACCCCAGGGCUGGUGUUACUUCUGAUGGACGGUCUGAACUGCGAAAAGUGUAUGGUGCUGGUCUUCAAAAGGUGGUUACUCCUCUUGGCUGUGCUCAAUUCCGUCAUGAAUCCCAUCAUCUACUCCUACAAGGAUGAGGAAAUGUGGAUGACUUUCAAGAAUUUCUUGCGUUGCGUAUGCAAUGGGACCCGGAGGCAAAGGUCCUCUCGGGUUAACUCCCGGGCCCUGAGCUCCAAGGAGGAUCCGGGCAGCACUCCCUGCACCUCUGAUGACAAGGUUUCCAGUAAGGAAAUUCUCCAGGCGUGAGUUCACCCCGCAACUGGUUUACUGGGAAUAAGAAGAGAAUGUGACAUGCAGAUUGUUAGUGCGGACAAAGAGGUUCACAGUUCUGCAGGUGUUCACUGUAAUAUUUAAACCUUACAAAUCAGAUGUAAGUGUCUAAUUCAAUAUGUGUUGUUCUCGGUUUUCAGUUUAAAUGAAUAAACCAGUUAUAUAAAUUCUAUUUUGAUAUCAAAAUUUUGUACUGAAUUUUACCUUUCUUAUUGCAUUUUUUUGCAACAGUAGAUUUUGUUCUUAGAUUGAUUAAUUCAUUUUUUAUUUCAAUUGUUUUAAUGUAUUUUUGUUAAUGUAUUCUUUAGAAGAAACGUAAACUACUGUUAGGUGCCAAUGAAUCUGUAUCACUAAAUUUGAUAACUUUUAGUGCAGAAGCAAAAUCCGAGUUCAUUUAGCACCAUGGAAUACUCUGUAUCAAAAAUUGAACAUUUCAUUCAGUUAUAUUAUUACAUUAAUGCUUUUUUAAUCUUUUGAUAUCAGAAUGCACUUUUUACUGUAAAUAGAUAAAUAAUUGCUAGAUGACACUGUUAUCCAAAUGACUGCCAUGGUCAUUUGUAUGGACUGACAUGUUUCAGAAGGCUAGGUUAUUGAAUACACAAACAAUAACUUUAACAAUACUGUCAACAGUCAAGAGUGGAGCCACCCAGUGCUGCAUUAGAUUCUCACUAAAGUGUCACAAGAGGUCCCUCAUGUAUGAUUCAUGGGUAAGGAGAACAUGGGAAGACUAUGCCCUGACUGCAACUUAAAUACAUACGGAGAAUUUUCUUAUUUUACCCUCCUCUUCCUGCAGCAGUUUUUCAGUGUCUUCUUCAUUGUAGCCUUUAAGGCUAACUAAUAACUAAUAACUAAUAACUAAUGGAAGGAUAGCAAUAAGAAGUACCACCUAAGAUUAAUCUGGUCAUUUUGAUAAAGGUGCAGAGACAACGGGUGAUCCGAUUAGCGCCGAUUUCGCAGCUGGUGAGCAGGUCCAGGGCGUGUUCCUAAGUGCUUCUGGAUCCCUUUUGGUGAGGGGGGGGGGGUGGGAUUUUAUCACACUUCUCUCUGCUGGCUAUAGCACUGCGAUGCUGAGCGAAUUCUACGUCUUGUAUUGAAUCCGGCAUUACCUGCUGUGAAAAGAAGUGGAUGGCAGAGGAUAGCGAGCUGCAGAGUCUCAGAGAAGAAAAAUAGAAGUCGGGGGGCUUUUAUUUCUUCAGUCUAAAUUCCAUAUUACUUUUCACUAUAUUAUUGUAUUUUUCUUAAUUUAUCAGCAUUCCGUAAUUGUAUGUUAUGACAUCAUGCAGAUACUGUAGACAUCAAUUACCUACUACACUGCAAGGAUGGGAAGCCAAAGUUGAUAGGUAUAUAUAUUUGUGAAUAUUCCUAAUAUAAUUGUUUGGUUAUAUAAAUUUGAAACACGUAAAGGUAAAUAUAUACAUAAUAAAGUGGACCUGUUGUCAUGGUUUAGCGAAGGCAUGUGCGUUUGUCACUGUAAGCGCAUGUGCUUGACAAGAUGUUACAAAUAUAUGAGGUUGGAUCUUAUGUGUAAUUGUGAUAUUUAUCUUUGCAAGACUUUGCAGUUUCUGAUUCUUACUGAGCUUUUUCUACAACUAAGGCUGUGAAAUGUAUGAUUCUGCCCUCCAGAAUAACAGUGGUUCUGCUGGAAAUAUUACUGUUAAUGACAGAAAUUUAAUGGCUGUAUUUCCCUUGGCUAAAACUAUGUAAUUAUGAAAUUUCAAUGCCAGUGAAUAAUGUCUCAGUGGAUAAUAUUGUCAUAAUAAUAAUAUUUUCAUGUG
Brienomyrus brachyistius is the source of this 3065-nucleotide messenger RNA. RefSeq names its product lysophosphatidic acid receptor 3-like. The record is from RefSeq and is a predicted model, not a curated record. The transcript has 3 exons. Lineage: Eukaryota; Metazoa; Chordata; Actinopteri; Osteoglossiformes; Mormyridae. Gene Ontology annotation, cellular component: membrane. Gene Ontology annotation, biological process: G protein-coupled receptor signaling pathway. Gene Ontology annotation, molecular function: lysophosphatidic acid receptor activity. Bases 202 to 1266 code for a protein of 354 amino acids.